AUGGCGGUGCAAGGAGAUGCUGGGACGAAGGAAGACAUUAAGACACAAUUUACCACGAUUGAGGGAGUUUAUAGAUUGUUACCUCUGUCGGAAUAUAGCAGACCGAAUAGAGUGGCGUACAAUAACAGUGGUGGAAGUGGUACCAGUCCCCCGGUUAGAAUGUCCUUCGUAAAUUUACCCGAGUCCAAUGGCAGUGGCAACUCGAUAAACAGUGAGAGAACCAAAAUAUGUUUUAAUUAUGGCAGAGAACUGUUUGUGUAUACUUAUAGAGGAAUUAAGAAGGCAGUAGACCUAACAAAACCUAUAGACAAGAGAGCAUACAACAAAGAAGAUGUUCCAACAUGUCAUGAUUUCAACACCACUACAGCCAGCGGUGAAGGAGUGUCAUUGCUGGUAGGGUUGUUGGGUGGCCAGGUACAACUCAUAGACCCUAUCACUAAGGAGGUUAAUAAAGCUUACAAUGCUGGAGAGAGACUGAUUGACAAGACAAAAGUAACUUGUGUAAAGUGGGUACCAGGCUCUCCUAACCAGUUUUUAGCUGCUCAUAGUAGCGGACAUAUGUACACUUAUAAUGAAGAACUGUUGUGUGGUGUUGAUAGACCUCACUAUCAGCUCUUUAAACAAGGCGAGGGAUACUCAGUCUACACAUGUAAAACCAAAAGCACGAGAAACCCGUUAUACAGAUGGGUCAUUGGUGAAGGAAGCAUCAACGAGUUUGCCUUUUCACCGUGCUCAAAAUACUUGGCUGUGGUGUCCCAGGAUGGUUCUUUGAGGGUGUUUAACUUUGAUACAAUGGACUUAGUGGGGAGUGCUAGAAGUUAUUAUGGGGGUUUAUUGUGUGUUUGUUGGUCGCCUGAUGGGAGAUACGUUGUUACAGGAGGUGAAGAUGACCUCAUAACUGUGUGGUCAUUUCAAGAGAAAAGAGUUGUGGCCAGAGGACAGGGUCAUAAGAGUUGGGUCACUGUAGUGGCCUUUGAUUCUUAUACAACAUUAUAUAGUGAUAUGGAUGGUUUUGAUGUUUGUAACGAAGACACAACGAAGCAUAAUAAUGUAGGUAAUGAUGUAAGAAGUGGAAAAUCUGUUAAUAGUGCUCCUAAUUCUAAACCAAACUCUAACAGGAACUCUCUGGCCUCUGAAGGCUUAGGAUUGUCUGUAACAAGUUACCGGCUAGGAUCAGUUGGUCAAGACACUUUAUUGUGUUUAUGGGACCUUAAGGAUGAUGUGUUAAGGCAGCCAUACCUACGGCCAAGAUCAAGUACGGUUGUCAGCAGUAGUGGUGGAGUUGGAUCGACUGUGAGUGGUCACCAGACUUCACAGUCAGUGGCUAAUGCAAAGUGCAACAAUGUAAAAGAAUCAUCUGUUGGAAGUGAUGCGUCUCACCAUUCGCACUCCACCAAUUCACUCACAGCCAAGUUGGCCAACCUCAACUUUGGUGAAAAGAAGGACAAAGAAAAAGGGGAAAAGGACCAUAAAAGAAGCCUCAGCUUAGCAUCAAAAAACUCGACACCUAAUUGCAAAAGUUCGGUGAACAAGAAUCAAGUAGGAGGUUCAACUGUUCCACCAGAAGAUUCAUGUAAGACUAUGGGUACAUCAAUAUGUCCACGAUUAGAUGAGUGCCCAGUUUUAGAGCCAAUGAUUUGUAAAAAGAUUGGGCAUGAACGGCUAUCCGGUCUAGUGUUCAGAGAAGACUGCCUCGUCACGUCCUGUCAAGAUGGCUGUGUCCUCACGUGGUGCCGGCCAGGGAAGCAGCCUGGUAAUAAUCAGCAUUCUACACCUAGUCCAACCAUAGCUGUUGCCAUGGGAGGAGGUCCAUUACCCUCAGGUGGAACAGUAGUGUAGCCUCAAUGAGUGGUAUUCAGUACUGCAAACUCCUGGACAACUGCUACAAAAUUGUGGCCAUCCCAGCCUCCUGUUUGAGGAGCCUCGCAUAGUGUGGGAACAACUGGUAUAGAACAUGUGGCAGACACCUGAUACACACCUAAUACACAUAAGUUGUUGAACUACAGUCUAGAAAAAGGAUGAUGUUUUAUGGUAUUGUAAAUUUUAUUAUUUACUACUGUAUUACCCAGAUAUAUAUUAAAAAAGAUUUUCACCCUAACAUUGUCCUGGAAUUCUUCAAAUCUGAAUGUGAUAAUAAAUGUACAAUACUGUCUUAUCCAUCAGUUGACAUGAUUAGGUCAGUUGCAAAUGCUAUCACAGGAAGAGCAGUAUUCUUAGCAAAUGGAAAACUAAGAAUGUCUAGCGAAAAACUUUCUUUGGAACUGGUUUUUCUAAUGACAAGCUGUGGUUAAAAGGAGUUGUUGUGAUUGCCUAUGAUUUGCGGCUUAAAUGGAAGGGCACAUAUGUAUUAUACUUGUAAGGGUUAUACAAUGCUUCUUCAUAUUUCUGUGUAUAUAGUCUUGCUUUAAAUAGGUGUACAGUCAAGUUUCCUUUGUAAAUCAAUUGAGUGAUAAAUUAUGAAUAAUAUUAUUAACUACUAUUCAAAGACUAUUUCUCUGUAUCAUAUAUUUGGAUAGACAAAUAAAUUGUUGAGAAUUUA
Messenger RNA from Penaeus indicus, 2539 nucleotides. Its product is annotated as WD repeat-containing protein 20-like. The coding region runs from base 1 to 1839 and encodes 612 amino acids. NCBI's taxonomy places the organism in Eukaryota, Metazoa, Arthropoda, Malacostraca, Decapoda, Penaeidae. Gene Ontology annotation, molecular function: protein binding. The transcript is spliced from 5 exons. The record is from RefSeq and is a predicted model, not a curated record.